Molecule: messenger RNA, 2684 nt
Organism: Sesamum indicum (sesame)
Lineage: Eukaryota; Viridiplantae; Streptophyta; Magnoliopsida; Lamiales; Pedaliaceae
Product: putative inactive receptor kinase At4g23740
Biological process (GO): protein phosphorylation
Molecular function (GO): ATP binding; protein kinase activity
Source: RefSeq, a predicted model, not a curated record
UGAGUCCAACUUCGAUAUAUUGGAUUUAACCUGUCAAUAAGAUAAGUAGUGUUUUAAUGGAAAAUCGUUAAUCAUUUCAAAUAGUUAUUAUUAUACUUGGUAAUUGGAUCAAUUGACUUAGAACAGAUCGAGUCUGAAUUAAUUUUUUUUUAUUAUGUAAACGAUCACUAAAGUUCUCCUAGAAAGAUUGCACUUCAACAACUGUAAUCGUCGGUUACAGAAUAGAAAACUAUGACCUGAUAGCAAUAAAUUCAAUUGAAUUGGCAGAAAGCCGGAAAUCAGAUGAACUCCUGAGAUGGAAGUUGUGUGUAUGUAAAUAUAUUCUAACACCAAACUAUGGUUCUCAACUCCAGCUUCAAUUUCGAUUUCCCAGUUAUCAGAAAAUGGGCAGAACACACAGCCAUCGCUCUCAUUCGCCGCCGGUCUCAUUGGCCUUCUUGCUUUCCGGUGGCCGCGUCGGUCUUGCAGCUUGCUUCCAACAAUGGUUAUGCAAUUUUCUUUUAUGUUCUAGUUUUCUCUAAUUCAAUUGGGAAUUUGUAAUUUGCCAGAAAUUCAAUCCUGUCAGUUUUCCUCCCAUUUUCUCGGAUUAACUCCAACAUUUGAUUUUUUAUUUUAUUUUUUCUGUAAUUUUCCGAAAUUGAUCACGGGAAUUGGGUUGUGAUUUUCGCAGACCCGAUGCUCGUUAUUUCUGGUUUAAUUCAUGAUGUACUUCUGAAGCUUUCUCUGGCCUUGCGAUUUUCUAUUUUCAUUUUUGUUUUCCCUUGAAAGAAAGCUUCCAACCGAGUCGUUGUCAAAUAAUUGUAUUUAGCACACUGACAUAGAAUAUUGGGAUUCCGCGUUAAGAUUUUGAAUGAUUCAGAACAGCAAAUGUUGACUCUCAUCAAGACUGUUUGAUCAAGCUGUUUCCUCACUAAGAUUCUGUGCCUAGGCUAGUAGGUGAAACUUGACUAAUUAUGCAUCUUCUCAUGUUUCCAGGAAAAACUGGUGAAAAUCCGGCUCAUGUAGACUGGGAAACUAGACUAAAGAUUGCAAUUGGUGCUGCAAGGGGUAUUGCUGCCAAACACUCACAAAAUGGUGGGAAGUUUGUCCAUGGAAAUAUAAAAGCAACAAAUAUUUUUCUCAACUCUGAAAAGUAUAGCUGUGUGUCAGAUCUUGGCUUGACAAACAUGAUAGAAACAACAUUCAUGCCAACUGCACGGUGCUGUGCUCCAGAAGUGAAGAACACUCGAGAUGUGUCCCAAGCAUCGGAUGUCUAUAGCUUUGAGAUUCUGCUGCUUGAACUUCUCACUCGGAAGUCCACUUCACACGUCCCAGGUGGUCCAGAGGCUGUUGACGUAGUCAAGUUGGUCAAUUCAGUAAAAAUAGGUGAGGCCUGCUAAGGUAUUUGAUGUAGAUCCAAUGGAGAAUUCUGCCGUAAGAGAAGAGAUGGUUAAAUUGUUGCAAAUAGGAGUAAGGUGUGUGGCAAAAUCAAUAAACAAGAGACCUAAAAUUUCUGAAGUGGUGAAAAUGUUGGAGGAUCUUAAUAUGACAAUCACAGGAAAUAGUGUUUCCUCAGAAAGGAAACUAAUAUUUUUUGAGGAUAGUACUGCCACAUUUGACCUUGAGGAUUUGUUAAGGGCUUCAGCUGAGGUUCUUGGGAAAGAUACAUUUGGUACUUCUUACAGGGCAAGAUUAGGCAAUGGAAACACUAUCAUGGUAAAGAGAUUGAAGGAUGUCAAUGCUACACAUGGAAUUCCAGCAGCAUAUUGAGGUUAUUGGAAGAAUGAGGCAUGAAAAUGUUGCUGAAUUAAGGGCAUACUACUUUUCGGAAGAAGUACUCUUGGUGUAUGAUUAUCAGAAUCAUGGAAAUUUAUCUGCCUGGCUACAUGACUGGACGACCGUACUGAGAAUUGCAGUAGGUGCAGCAAGGGGUAUUGCUCACAUCCACCGUCAAGAUAAGCUUGUGCAUGGAAAUAUAAAUUCCUCCAAUGUAUUCCUAAAUGGACAAAAAUACAGCCUUGUCUCGGAUGUUGGAUUAGCACAAUUGACGAAACGACGGUCCACAUUGCGAACUCAAGUCUACUGCGCCCCUGAAGUCAAAGACACCACAAAAGUAUCCCAAGCUUCUGAUGUCUGCAGCUUUGGAGUUAUUCAACUUGAACUUGUCUCUGGCAAGCUAGAUAAGUGGACUGAGGUUGAUGGCAAGGUCACUUGGCUAGUGAAUUGGGUUCAAUCUUUUAGUCAUGACGAUUGGAUUGCUGUGGUAAUUGAUAUAGAGAUUUUGAGGUAUCCAGAUGAGGAGGAGGCUAUCCUACAUAUGUUGCAAACAGCAAUGGAUUGUGUUGCCACUGUCCCUGAAAGCAGACGAAGAAUGCCUGAAGUAGUGAAGAUUUUGGCGGAAAUUAGCGGCAUUGAACCAUCCAAUGAUCUGUGUGAAGAUGCAUGGGUGGUCCAACUAUCCACUGAAUCAAGAUUGGAAGAUCUCCUUGAUGAUCUACUGCCCACACUCUAAAUUUCUGUAUAAGUUUUCUAGUGAUCUCUUGCAUUUGGCCAUUACUUCAAGAGUAAAAUUUGUGAAUAACCUUCUAUUCUUCAAUAGAUAACUUAUGUUUUAAUGGGAAAUGGCUAAUUAUUUCAAAUGGAUUAAAUCCAUUCCACCGGACUGUGAUAUGAAAAAACCUCCUGAAAGAAAAAAAAUUAAGUGU